This is a messenger RNA of Rubroshorea leprosula, 810 nucleotides long. The record is from the annotation of a GenBank genome assembly. NCBI's taxonomy places the organism in Eukaryota, Viridiplantae, Streptophyta, Magnoliopsida, Malvales, Dipterocarpaceae.
CCCUAACUUUUACUGCCUUCCAUUCUCAACCAUGAGGCCCCUUCUCAUCAUUCUUGCUCUUCUCCUGGCAAACGCUGCUGCAGAUUGUGAUGUGCUUCAAGAUCUCUGCGUUGCCGAUUUGACCUCAGAAUUGAAAAUAAAUGGGUACACCUGCAAGAAUGCUGCAACUGUAACUCGGAAUGAUUUCUUCUUUGCUGCCCUUGCCAACCCAUCCCCCAUCAACAACAACACCCUGGGGAUUGCGGUGACUCUAGGUAAUGUUGAAAAAGGCCCCGGAUUCAACACGCUUGGUGUAUCUGUAGCACGCAUCGACUACGCCCCUGGUGGGAUCAAUCCUCCCCACUCGCAUCCACGUGCCUCUGAGGUUAUCUUCGUUCUGGAAGGUGAGCUAGAGGUUGGAUUCAUAACCACUGCAAAUGUGUUGAUGGCAAAACAAAUCAAGAAAGGUGAGGUAUAUGUGUUCCCAAAAGGGUUGCUCCAUUACCAGAAAAACAUUGGGGUGGGGCCUGCUGCUGUUAUUGCUGCCUCUAACAGCCAGCUUCCCGGCACUCAGUCUGUUGCUGCCUCCUUGUUUUCAGCCACACCAUCAUUGCCUGAUAAUGUCUUGGCCAAGGCAUUCCAUAUUGCUACCCCGGAGGCUGAAAAGAUCAAGUCAAGGUUUGCACCCAAGUAGCUAGAUGUCAGUCCUCUGAAUUUAAUACAAUCAAAGUUGGUGGAUAUUUGUAAGCCAUUAAUUCAUUAUGGUAUCAUAACAUUAAUUGGCAAGGAACUACAACACUCCAUCACGCAAAAUAGAUCAUUUUAAGUUUG